GAGAGAGAGAGAGAGAGAGAGAGAGAAGCCACCACUACCAGCCAAAUUGCAGCUUGAGAUCAGGACACAAAGGUGGAGGUUCUCUAAAAUAAUGAAGCAGCAAGCUCUUCAUCUCUCUCAGAGAUCAUGUGUUAAAGCAAGCUCUAGUAUUCAUGGGUAAGUUCACUCCCCUGACAUCGAAAUAAAUAUGCAAAGCUUCUCCAACGGAUGCUUCUUCAUUUCCCCUUUUAUCCCUCAGAAAUGGUUGAGCCCUUGUGGUUAGAGCUUCCUUCUAACAAGAACGACGAGAAGAGAGGCAGGAACUCAAAUUCUGCCUACUAUCAGUAGUGAAGUUCAUAAUCUCUGCGAAUGCCAACCCGUUUGCUCUGUUGUGAUUUUGUGUCUCCAAUUCUCUUCGUCGCUUUCCUUCGGAGCUCGGCUGCGUAAUGGGUUCGUUUUGAGGUAUAUUUGCUCAGGUUUAGCCGUGAAAGACUGUUUUUGGUGGUCCUGGUGGGUUUAUUGAAUCAGGGGAGACGAGGAUGGAGGAGUGUUCGGUGGAAAAGAAUCAAGAAUCCGAAGCGAAGAAAGAUGGGUUAGAUUCGAAAGUGGUUGGAAUUGAGUCAUUCGUCGACUCGAUUGGAGAGGAGUGCAGGGAGAGCAGUUCCAGCUCUGAUACAUUGACAUCUGAUGCGACAACUAAUGAAGAAAGGAGUAAUAGUAUCUCCGAAGAAUCAUCUUCGGCAUCACCAUUAGGUUGGCCCAUCCGGAAGGCGGAGGUGCAAAGUUGUUCAAUUUCUGAUGUCGCCGAGUCUAAAGAGAAACCCCAUUCAGAGGAUAAAAAAUUAGAGAAACAAGAACCAGACAUUUCGGAGGUUGAGUUGAUGAAGGAGAGGUUUUCAAAAUUGCUGCUUGGGGAAGACAUGUCUGGAUGUGGGAAAGGGGUUUGCUCAGCACUGGCGAUUUCAAACGCCAUUACUAAUCUCUGUGCAACGCUCUUUGGGCAGCUUUGGAGAUUAGAGCCCCUACCUCCUGGGAAGAAGUCAAUGUGGAGAAGAGAGAUGGAGUGGCUUCUUUGUGUCAGUGAUCACAUUGUUGAAUUUGCUCCCUCUUGGCAAACAUUUCCUGAUGGAAGCAAGCUUGAGGUUAUGACUUGUAGACCCCGAUCGGAUCUCUAUAUUAAUCUCCCAGCUCUGCAUAAACUAGACAACAUGCUUCUUGAAAUAUUGGAUGGCUUUAUCAAUACAGAAUUCUGGUAUGUCGACCAAGGGAUUUUUGCCCCGGAUGCUGAUGGAUCAGCUUCUUUCCGUAGACCCCAUCAACGUCAAGAGGAAAAGUGGUGGCUGCCUGUUCCUCGUGUCCCACCUGGUGGUCUCCAAGAAAAUUCUAGGAAGCAGUUGCAACACAAGCGUGAGUGCACAAAUCAAAUCCUUAAAGCUGCCAUGGCUAUCAACAAUAUUGCAUUGGCUGAAAUGGAGAUUCCUGAAUCAUACUUGGAUGGUCUACCAAAGAAUGGAAGAGCCUGCCUGGGAGACAUGAUCCACCGGUACAUAACAUCUGAUCAGUUCUCUCCUGAAUGCCUUCUUGAUUGUGUUGACCUAUCAUCUGAACACCAGGCUCUUGAGAUUGCCAACCAUGUUGAAGCCUCAAUAUAUGUCUGGCGUCGAAGAACAAACUCAAGGUCUAUGACUAAUACAACCCGCUCCGCUUCAAAGUCAUCCUGGGAGAUGGUAAAGGAGUUGAUGGUUGAUGUGGAUAAGAGGGAGUUGCUUGCUGAUCGAGCUGAAAGCCUCUUGCUAUGCUUGAAGCAGCGUUUCCCAGGUCUGCCACAGACAACUUUGGAUAUGAGCAAGAUCCAGUACAACAAGGAUGUUGGGAAAUCUAUUCUAGAAAGCUAUUCCAGAGUUUUGGAGAGCCUGGCAUUUAAUAUUGUUGCCCGUAUUGAUGAUCUUCUCUAUGUUGAUGACUUGACCAAGCAUUCAGAUGAGUACUCCUCCAUUACCACUGUCAGUGUGAUUGCUCACAAGAGAGUUUCUAUUCCAUACUCCGUGCCCGUCUCAAGCACUCCAUAUGCAAUGGCUUUUCCCACACCGAGCUUCUCUCCUGCACCUCUAGUUAGUCCUGCAAGAGGAGAGAGGCCUCCCUUCCUCAAUGGAAGCAAACCUUAUUAUCGCGGGUUUGGAGUAAAGAAAGUCUUGACAGAUUAUCUUGGAGUGGAUUUCAAAGGAAAAAACUCUAGUAAUUCAGCAGGAUCAGAUACUAACUCAAGCUCAGCUCAAGAAACACCAGCAAGAUGAUGGAUAGUAAAGUCCUCCAUCACAGGACUGAUUUGAGCUAGAACUAGUUCUUUUCAUGACAGCUUGUAUGUUUUCCGAGUUGAUUGUUUAAUAAUAAAGAGUUUUGUGUUUA
Macadamia integrifolia is the source of this 2385-nucleotide messenger RNA. Its product is annotated as rop guanine nucleotide exchange factor 7-like. Lineage: Eukaryota; Viridiplantae; Streptophyta; Magnoliopsida; Proteales; Proteaceae. Gene Ontology annotation, molecular function: guanyl-nucleotide exchange factor activity. The record is from RefSeq and is a predicted model, not a curated record.